Messenger RNA from Drosophila suzukii, 1719 nucleotides. RefSeq names its product D-beta-hydroxybutyrate dehydrogenase, mitochondrial. Gene Ontology annotation, cellular component: intracellular membrane-bounded organelle. Gene Ontology annotation, biological process: steroid metabolic process. Gene Ontology annotation, molecular function: oxidoreductase activity. The record is from RefSeq and is a predicted model, not a curated record. Lineage: Eukaryota; Metazoa; Arthropoda; Insecta; Diptera; Drosophilidae.
UGCCACGUCGUGUCUCAGAGCGCCCAGGCCACGGGCCCCGAAACUCGUACCCCUAAAAAUCGUAUCGGUUCGAAAAACAGAAAUAUUCGAUUAUAACAAGUACUAGUCGUACCAGAUUUACCGGAACUGGGAAAGUGAGUGCCGUGCUAGGAAUACUUUUUGGAAUCCUUUUUCAAGAAAAUAAACCCACCGCAACCAGCAGCAUCCGUCAUGCAGGUCUUCGAUAACAAUAUGCGCCGUGCCUCGCGUCGUGCCUCCUUGCGACGAGGUUCGAUCUCGGCCCUGCCCCAGAAAUCGCAUGAGAUACCCUGGGACAUCUUCGAGCGGCUGUUCAUGCCCUUCCUAUUCUGCCAGGCUGCUGCCAUCGUGACCUCUCACCUGCUCCACGCCCUGGACAUGUCCAGCAUCUCGACCUUCGCCGUCUUCGUCUGGUUCGCCCUGGCCACCGUGGGAGCCGUGCUCUUCUACCAUUUCGUCAAGGUAUCCGCUUCGGGCAAGGGCGUGCUAAUCACCGGCUGCGAGACCCCACUGGCCUGGUAUCUGGCCAAGAAACUGGACGACCUGGGCUUCACCGUCUACGCCGGCUUCAACACGCCCAUCGAGGAUUCGGACGAGGCCAAGAUUCUCAAGGAGGAGACCUCGGGACGCAUGAAGCUGCUGCAUCUGGACGUUACGUCGGAUAAGACCAUUUUGGAAGCUGCUCGCUUUGUGUCGCAGCAUUUGCCCCAUGGCGCCGAGGGAUUGUGGUCCGUGGUGCACUGCGCCCACUGGGUAGCUUUGGGCGAGCUUGAGUGGAUUCCAUUUGCCGUGCUUCGCAAGAGCUUGGACCUCAACCUUCUGGGUGCCGCCCGCCUUACCCAAAUAUUCCUGCCCCUGGUCCGCCGUGCCCAUGGUCGCGUGGUCUUCCUGACCUCCGGCCUGAAUCGCGUGCCAUCUCCCGUCCGUGGAAUCCAGUGUGCCACCCAGGCGGCCGUGGACUGCUUCGCCGCCUGUCUGCGCCAGGAGAUGCGCACCCGGGGAGUGGAUGUGUCCGUGGUGGCUGCCGGAGAGUUCGCCCCCGGCAACGGCUGGCUGAACGAGACCGAGCUGCGUGACCAGGCCAAGCAAAUGUGGAACCAGCUUUCCUCGGAACAGAAGAAGACCUACGGCGAGGAUUACUACGAGGCGGCCAUGACGUCGGUGGAGAAGUAUUCGCGCCAGGCGGCCGAUAUCCAGCCCACGCUGCGCGUCCUCAUCGAUGCCGUUACCAGGACCUUCCCCAUGGCCCGCUACACUCCGGUGACGGCCACCGAAAAGCUGCAGAUCUUCCUGGCCGAGCACCUGGCCCCCUCCCUCUACGAGUCCAUUUACGGGGAGCAGAAGAAGUUCAUCUACUGACCACCCCGUCCAGAUCCUUUGUCCACCGAAACGGCCUGAUAUUGUUAUUCGGAAAUUGUUAUUCAUUUAUGAUUUUCCCCGAAAUCCACCAUAUACCAUCCCCCCCUGCUCCUUGGUGCGCGUGAAGGAAGGACAUCCAGAAAAAAAGGAAACUGUAGCCGGGAGCACUGUUCGAGGAGCUCCGCCAGUCGAUGAGCAUUUACGUCCUUCUCUCGAUUAUUCCCAUCAUUUUCCCUUCACGGAGGCGUCUCUGUGGGCGCCUGCAUAAUAUUAUUUUCUUUAGUUGCUAGAACGAAUUGUAUAACGAUGAAUAAAAUGAAAUGGAAACAAUAGAAACCUGAA